AUGGUGGAACACAAAGAUGCGAGUAAAAUUGGAUCCUCCAUGAUGUCGUCAUAUUUGCCUUUGCUUGUCUUCCACCAUCAUCGUGACGGCCAAGAGGACAAUGAAGACGAGAUGCUAAUGUUCAGCAUAUCCAAGCAAAGCUUGCACAGGAACAUGGAGCGUCGCCAUGUAAGCGCAGGCAACAGCAGCAUGUGCUGGACCACUCCACAAGGAUGGAUACUCCUCUUCCAGGACCAUGGCACGGUGUCUUCAGCUUGCCUAUGGAACCCUAGCACCGGCGACAAGCUUCCUUUGCCAGAUAUCGUAGGGGAGGAGGAGCACCAAAUCCAGUACCAUAAUGUGUGCCUACUCUCUCACAAGGACCCAGCUCACCCACAAUGUGUCGUCGUGCUCUUCAAUUGUGCUGCGCCAGAUUUCUGGUACUGCCACACUGCCACCAGCGACAACAGCAGCAGCAACAACAAUUGGAGAUAUCACUCAUACAACAUCGGUAACUAUCCUUCUAUACCCAAGCCACCAAAGGGGAAAAAGGCCCGUCGCCGUAUCCGCCCUGUCAAGAAAAUCAUCUCCAUCAUGGCUUCCUUCCGAGGGAAAAUCUACUUCACCAAUUGGCCUAAAGACAUGCGUGCCAUAGAUUUCUCGUCCUGUACUUCCACGGCAAAUCACAACCGCCCUACAUUCCAAAAAUUCAACAUCCCGGAUGUUGGUCUCCCCAAUGGAUUGUGCUCGGGCAGACAGUGGUUGGUUGAGUCGCAGGAUCAACUCUUUGUUGUUACCAUUGGCUUCAUUGCAUUUAAUCCAAACAACAUUGGUGCCAUAGAGGUGCAUAGGAUGGAUUUCUCCUCCUCGACGCAAGAGUGUUGGCACAGGGUGCAUGACAUUGGAGACGUUGUGUUUCUCUUGGAGGACGAAAACAUGGCGACUUCUUGCGCGGCGAGCGCUCUGGGACUGAAAGCAAACCAGAUAUUCUUUAUGAAGAAUUUUAUGGAUGAUGAUGGUGACCUGUGCAUUUUUGACUUGGAAACAAACAGCCAAGAGAUUACCCAAGUCCACAACCGUGAAGACUUGAUUCUUUGCCGCAAACCUUUCUGGAUCGUGCCACCUAGCUAA
Molecule: messenger RNA, 1110 nt
Organism: Miscanthus lutarioriparius
Lineage: Eukaryota; Viridiplantae; Streptophyta; Magnoliopsida; Poales; Poaceae
Source: the annotation of a GenBank genome assembly